CAUGUACAGUAUAUAUACACGCACGUACCCGGCCCGAGACACGUCUACUACACGCGCAUGAUCCCAGAUCCGUACAUCACGACGAUUGAUUAUCUCGUCAAUUUCCUGCGGUGAUUACACGUACACAUCGAAUCAUUUAUCAAAUAAGUUUAGCCGACAUUUGGACAAGCAUGUAUUACUCUAGCCUUCAAACUCUUUCCAGGCAGCUCAUGACCGGUGUCAGCUCAGGAAACCUGUUCACCAAAAGAUGGUUGACCAGUGUCAGCAAAAACGCCGGUGCCUUCCGCGGUGAUUCAUCAUUGAGCACGUUGAUGAGCGCAGCCCCUCAUCGGCGGGGUUCAACUUUCAGUCGCCAUCAAAUUUUUCGUGGUUCGAAUUUCCGGACAUACACACCUGAACGACGCCUGUCCCUUUCCCAACCCUCAUGGGCUGAAACACAAGACUCGGACGGAUCGACCACGUCCCUGCUGGAGACCCAGCCGAACGAUUUCGUAGACUUUCUGAAGGAGAAGAAAAUCCGGCGUUGUUUCGUGGUGUACGACACCAGUGCCGGGGAAGUGAGGGUGUCUCACCCAGAGCUGGAAGAACUGGCCCGCUUCGCCCGAGAGGACCGGGUGGAUUAUGACAAGCACGAGGCUGUGUUCAUGGAGGUUGGUGCCCGCUCUGGGUGCCUCCUCGGUGCGUUCAUCUGGAGGACAAACAGGGGACAGGCUUGUGGGGGUAUCCGACUGUGGGACUACACUACCAUGGAGCAGUACCUGAGGGAUGGACUCAGACUUGGCCAAGGGAUGGGUGUCAAGUCAGCCCUGGCUGGUCUAUGGAAUGGUGGUGGUGUAAGUGUUGUCUGUGAGCCCCGGGAGCGGCUGGCUUUGGUCUCUGACCGCCGUGCUUCGCUCCUGGCCGACUGCGGCUGCUUUCUCUCCAGCCUGAAUGGCUGCCUUGUGGCUGCCGAAGAUGUAGGUCUGAAUGUGAUAGACUUGGACAACGUACACAUGUUCACCCGCUACACAACGUGCAUCUCUGAGGACAAGGGGGGCUCAGGGAACCCCUCUGUUGCGACUGGUAAAGGUGUAAUAUGUGCAAUGGAGGGAGCCCUAGAUUUCCUGGACAUGGGAACCCUGACGGGGAAGCGGAUUGCAAUCCAGGGAGCGGGUAACGUCUCCACCAUCAUUGUGGAGGAACUGCUGAAGAAGGAUGUCUCUCACAUCUAUGUGACAGACUGCCACACGAACAGGGUGACAGACAUGAAGAAUCGAUUCCCCGGGGUAACCGAUAUUCUGGAAGUGGAAAAAGUCCCCUUGGAAGAUAAUGCAGUGCUGGCCUAUCCCUGUGACAUUGUAUCUCCUUGUGCACUGGGCAAUAUUCUCAAUGCCGAGACCAUCCCAACCAUACAAGCCAAGAUUGUGUGCGGGGCAGCCAACAACCAGCUUGGCUCCCCCGACGAUAACCUGCUCCUAAAGGAACGAGGUAUCACCUACAUUGUUGACUACCUGGCCAACAGAAUGGGUAUUGUCAACUGUGCCAACGAGACCUACGGAAGGCUUCCCAAUGAUCCAGCCAUAAACAGACACUUUGGUCGGGAAUGGGAAAAUUCGAUAUUCCUGAUGACCAAGAAGAUUCUGCAGAAGGCAGAGGCCGAGGACAUCACGCCCGUAGAGGCGGCCAACGCCAUUGCCGACAAGCUCAGUAUGGAGCUGCAUCCGAUAUGGCCACACCGCAGCCAGCAGAUCAUCCAGGCCCUCGUGGAGAACAACUGGCAUCUGGAAUGAAGCUGCGCAAGGGUAAAAAGAAAUGUGUCAGUGAUCCCACGUCCAUGGGCUUACAUUGACAGGAAACUCCCUGCAACGUUUACAAUGCAUGCUUACCGGGUAUUUAUGCACCUUUAUAAAUUCCUUGGUAAUUCUGGGUUUUAUCUCCACCACUGGUUUGGCCUGAUUUUUAACCGCCAGACUUGGCAGUCAGUACCUCAAUAAUAAGUCAUAUACAAAUGUAUUGAUAUUGGAACAUUAACUGUAUGAAUUGAUUCAAAGGUCGAAGUAUUUCUAUAUUCUUCAAACAAUGUAAGUCUUUCAGUGAUGCCAAUUUCAAAAACCCUCUGAAACACCAGGCCUUAAUAAGCCCUCUGACUUUUCCCUGGUAAAUGUCCUCUGAAAUGCAACACGUGGCAGUGAACUAGUGGUACAUAACUUGUAUGGAGACAUAAAACCUCAUGUGAAGUCCUAGGGCUUAGCUUGACAGUCCCAAAUCCAUUGAAAUACAUGUUAUGCUAAAAUGAGGUUCACAUGUCGGAGGAAUCGGGGUAGCUUAAGUCUAAAGAAACAAGUGCCAGAUGGCUUGUUCUUUCUUUGAAAUAGCUUAAUUAGCUUCAGAAAAAGAAGUAGAAUUCAUCUGUUUAUAUGCAUUGUAUCCACAAACUGUGGUUUCAACCAAGUGGUGAAAAAAGCGAAGGCUCCUGUGUUCGGGGGAUAUUUUGACGAUGUGAACGCAUCAUUUUAGGUCUUUCUCUCAAGAGUCUGGGUUCUAGUCAAGAUACAUAUAUCAAUGUGCUCCACACCUUAGAUGCCAUCUUUGGAUAUCUGACUAUUGUCCUACUUCUCUCCUUUCUUACGUAAGCAGCUGGGGCGUCCUAUCACAGGGUAAGAUUCUGUGCUUUCCGCAUCACACACCGUAGUCCUUUGCAGUUGUUGUCAAGCCUUGUCUGAAUGGAGUAUAUUUUGGCUGUGGCUUUAAAUUUGGGCAGCAGUGCAUCACUUUUGAUAGCCGUAGCCAUUACAACUGUCUAUUCAGACAUGGCCUGAUGUCAAAGAUGGCAGAUGUUUGUGUGAUAUUGAAAAUACAACUGAAAGUCUCAGCAGCGGCUUGCAGUAAUACAUACGCCCAUAGGAAUAUGAGUAAUCACUAGCCUUAGCCAAGACUUUAGAUGCAGCCUAGCAUGAAAUCUUAAGGAAUUUCUUACAGCUGUUUGAUGCAGAUCUUACAAAAUGUGGAUGGAAUGGCUUGCCUAAUUUGGGCUGAAGCUUCCUGACUGACUUGACUGAGUGUAUGAGAUGUGCAUUGGGCAGCCACUGUCUUUCAACUCAGCGCCUGUUGGAAUCCUCAUGCCCUGAUCUAAAUUAGCACUUCACAUGGUUGAAAAAUUGUUGCUUGCUCAGUGUUGCCACGUGCAGUAGCGUAUCCUCAUUUAUUAACUCCCAUCCCUGCAAAAUGCAGCAGAAUGUGGUGAAGUGGUGCUUUUUGUUGCACUGAACAAAAUGGCAGAGCUCACUGCAUAACUCAAUUGGGCCAAUGCUUGUGUAAAUCCUGUUCACUGCACACCUGUCACAAUAUCUGCUUGUGCAUUUUGGAUUCCCCUUUCAGCUGUGUUGCAUGUACAUUUAGGGUGCACUGUUGUGCAUAGUGUGGCUAGAACCCGUUGGGGAUUACAAGACAAGAAUACUGUGGAGCAUGGAGGGUCGUAGAUGGUAGCCCCGUCUUUUCUUUUGUAUUUCUGUAUUUUCACAAGCCUGUGUCUGCUACAGGCUUCAUGAGUGCAUUGUAUUCUGAAAUAAACUGGCAAAACGCAUCAUUUCAACUUUUUUUCUAAAAGGGUUAAUCCCUUCCUUAUGUUGGAAAUUUUUGGGCCAUUGUUAGAUUUUAUUCUGGAUAUACACUGCAGUGUUGGAUGUGUAAGACAACAAUGCACUGCUAAUUCAGCAAAUUCAACUGCUUAUUUAAAAUUUCAAGUAUUUCAGUUUUAAAUGUGGGCUUGCCAAUUAGACAUUGAACUGUGAAAUUGGUUUCCAGAUGCAAUUAGGCUGUGUCUGAGAUGGGCUUUCAGAGCUACGACUAUAUCUGUCAUCGGUAUGUGCUCAUGUAUUACAACCAGCAGAGACCUAGCCUUAGCCACAAGAUUCAGACACAGUCUAAGCUUCAAUAUCCAUCCAGUGGAUAUUAUGUAGCAGGGCAAGGACAUACAAACUUUCAAUCAAACCUUGCUCUUACUUCUAUGCCCUGAAAAUCAAAUACAAUGCAAAGACAAAUUUUCAUGCCACAGUAUUUUGCAGUGACACCUGUGUUUCAACUUGAAAAUUUCAAAUCGAAAUUUGUUUAUCUUUCACGUGUUACAUGGAGAAAGGUUGGGGUAAUUAUAAAUGUGCAUAUUUUUGUAGAUGCAGAUAUUUUCAUGCAAAUUUCAGCCCUGAUGUGUCUAAUGUCCAUUGUAUAAAAAGCAUAAGUACAGUAUUACAUCUUACACCAGUUUGGUAUGUCUCUGAAAUGUAAGAGUGCAAACGUUUUUCCAUUUGAAGUUACUGAUGAUCUUAUCGUGCAAAAUGAAUAAUAGAGCCAGAAAGUCAAAGGUCAUGCAGCGAGCUUCUGGAACCCUCGCACGGUCCGCCUGUGGGGAUUUUAUAUAGGGCCGUCCUAUCAUGUUCAAUAAUUUUUUGAAAAAUAAUUCCUAACUGAAACCACCCCAUGAAACACUCAUGUUGGAAUUUUACCUUUGCCGU
This is a messenger RNA of Acanthaster planci (crown-of-thorns starfish), 4487 nucleotides long. RefSeq lists its product as uncharacterized. The record is from RefSeq and is a predicted model, not a curated record. Lineage: Eukaryota; Metazoa; Echinodermata; Asteroidea; Valvatida; Acanthasteridae. Gene Ontology annotation, biological process: amino acid metabolic process. Gene Ontology annotation, molecular function: oxidoreductase activity, acting on the CH-NH2 group of donors, NAD or NADP as acceptor.